Messenger RNA from Dreissena polymorpha, 1404 nucleotides. RefSeq lists its product as uncharacterized. The coding region runs from base 1 to 1404 and encodes 467 amino acids. Gene Ontology annotation, molecular function: DNA binding. Gene Ontology annotation, cellular component: nucleus. The transcript has a single exon. The record is from RefSeq and is a predicted model, not a curated record. Lineage: Eukaryota; Metazoa; Mollusca; Bivalvia; Myida; Dreissenidae.
AUGAAUGCUGCCUAUGAACAUAUCAGACAGACAGGGGCCCAAAUCAGAACAACUGCCAGAGAAUUUGGGGUACCUGAAGCAUCCCUGAGGCACAGGCUGUGCGGCAGAGUGAAUCCGGAAAGUGUACAUUCGGGUCCACAACCGAUGUUUUCCAACGAGGGGGAAGCCCAUCUUGUGGAACACAUCAAGACCAUGGCAGAGUGUGGAUAUGGCUAUGGGCGGGCUGAAGUUGUGACCAUGGCCUCGGAGUAUGCUGUUUACCUAGAAAAACGGGACCAAGCCCAUCCUCUAUCAAUGAAAUGGUUCCGUGGCUUUAUGUCAAGGUGGACGGAACUUAAAGUUUUGAAACCUCGUGGUCUUGAAUUACAACGGGCCAAGUCGAUCAACAUGGCGUCAGUGACCAGAUAUUAUACUGAACUAGGGUCUAUUCUGGAUAAGUAUUGUUUGAAGGACAAACCAGAAAGAGUCUACAAUAUAGAUGAGAAGGGCCUGUCCACGUCACAUACUCCACCAUCAGUAGUUACCACUGAGACCAAAGUUCCAGCCGUAACAUCUGGUUCCAGAACACUCAUCACUGUGAUUGGCUGUGACAACGCAUUGGGGUAUAGUGUGCCACCAUAUUUUGUUUUUCCAGGGGCCAGAAUGCGUUCGGAAUUAUUGAAAGGAGGUUGCAUUGGUGCUGAUGGAACUGUGUCUGAAUCUGGCUGGAGCAAUAGCAGCGUGUUUCGCAAAUAUAUUGCAGAACACCUUAUGAAGUACUUACCUGAACGUUCCCCAGACAAACCUGUUCUCCUGCUGCAUGAUGGCCACAAGUCUCAUAUAAACCUUGGCUUAAUUGACUGGGCAAGAGAACAUAACGUGAUUUUGUUCAUACUGCCUGCUCACACCAGCCACGUGCUACAACCGUUAGAUGUGGGAUGCUUUGGACCUUUCGAACGAAUCUACAACUCUGUGUGCCAUCAGUUCAUGGGAGAAAACUGUGGGAAGAGUAUAACUCGCUACAACGUUUGUAAUCUGGGUUGUCAGGCAUAUGCAAAGGCACUCUCUGCUAGCAACCUACAAGCAUCCUUCCGAAAAACAGGCAUACACCCCUACAAUCCAUCAGUUGUUGAUGCAUCCCACUUCAAGCCUUCAGAGGUCCUACAUUCAAGCCCUGCGAUGCCAGCACCACAGAGUGACGCUCAACCCACUGCUAAGGAAUUCUUUAACGGCAAAGUAGCUGUACCCAAGCCAAAUGACAGCAAAACCAUAAAAAGGAAGUAUCUCAGCACUAUAGUCAGUGGUAGGGCAAUCACUGAAGAUUCAGUUCUUGAAAAAGUGAGGGACCAUGAGCAGUCUAAGCACAAGAAAAAAAUCUGCAACCCAGCAAGACCAUCAAACUGGACCAUCUGGAUCAGCAAGUAA